Molecule: messenger RNA, 393 nt
Organism: Macrosiphum euphorbiae (potato aphid)
Lineage: Eukaryota; Metazoa; Arthropoda; Insecta; Hemiptera; Aphididae
Source: the annotation of a GenBank genome assembly
AUGUCACCUUUUAGGGGAUUCAUCGACGGGCUGUUGGAUGAGAUAGUAUGUUCGGCUGGGGAACUCAGUCAGUACCAUUGGUCUGAGUCUAUGAUUUCAGACGACAACCACGACGACGACGAUGCAGAAGGCAUCCUGCACCUGUCGCGCUCAGCUGUUGUUCAGUUUGAUUCCGCUAGAGAACUGGUUGUGGUGAGCACUAGGUAUUUUCAUGAAGAUCGGGUGUCCCUGGACACGGGAGUGGUAAGUAUCGCUAGAGCAGAUCAGGUCAACGGAACAAGCGUAAACCUUCACGAGAAGCGUCACCAAAUCGAACUAACGCCGAUGAUACCACUCCGGAGUCCGGAUCGGAUUCCAAAUACCCGAAGAGUCCCCGACUUCGUCCGUCAAUGA